UGAAAAGAUGUAGAACGCAGUUUGGGAGAGAAAAGUGUACGGAAGGAAAAUAAUAUUUUUUUUUUUUUUUUUUUUUUUUUUUUUUUUUUUUUUCAAUUAAAAAGUUGAAAAGAUACAAAUAUUCGUCGCCAAAACUCAAAUCUUAAACAAAAGGUUUAAAUAGAUUGACAAUAACAAUCCUAAAUGGAGUUGGUUCGUCGCCAAAACUCAAAUCGCUAUAACCAACUCCAUUUAGGAUUGUUAUUGUCAAUCUAUUUUGCCGGCCACUGUUACACUAACUAUAUUGUGUGGUAUUAUUUCGGUUGAUAUUAAACAAAAGGUUUACAUAAUAGUUCCUCGAAGGUAAAAAAAGUGCAAGCAGCAGCAGCGAUCACACACAGCUAUAGAAAAUUUAUACCAAAUAUUGAAGAAUAUUGCCAAAAAUGUAAAUAAAAAACAAUUGUAAAAAGUACACAUGCAUGUGUUAUGGUGUAUAUAGGUAGGAGAAUUGUGGGGGUCACAUGGAGUUCAGAGAAAGAGCAGAAGAGUGCCCACGUCGUCUGUGGUUUAGGUCCUCGGGCUCUGCGGAUACCAAACACCAUCAUGCAUGCCCAGCUCUAAUUUUUUUUUUUCGUUCUUUUUUGGUUUCUUUUUUUAUACAAAUUAGGGUUUUCUUUGUGUAUUUCACAUCCUCCUACGACCAUCAAAUAUAAUAUAUACCCGCAUCUCCCCCAGUAUAGUAUAUAAAAAAAUACAUACUUUAACAAUUUCUUUUGGAGCAUUUUCAACCUAUAAUACUAUUAUAAUAUCAAGAUUACACUAUUUUAGCGUAAUUUUAAUACUAAAAUUUUUUUCAUCUCAAAUUCAACUCCAAAACACUAUUUUAAUAUGAUUUUCACACUAAACCUCUCCAAUCUACACUAAAAAUUACAUCAUUUUAGUGUAACAAUAUAAUUUCACAGUAAAUUUUACGUAAACAUAUAGUGUCACACUAAAAUAAUGUAAUUUUCAAUAUUAGAAAGAAGAGAUUACAAUUAAAAUAGUGUGGAAAUCAUACUAAAAUAGUAUUUUAAAAUUAGGUUGGAUUUGACUUUACAUCAUUUUUCACACAUCAUUUAUAUAUUAUUAGCCCUUCUUUAUUUCUUUCUUUCAUGCUCCCUUUAUAUGGUUUCCUUUUACACAUAUUUUAUGAAUGUAUUAUUCAAGUUAUCUAUCUUAUAUUAUUGACAUUUUUGACAGGUAUUGUCAUCAUAUUUCUCUCCACUCUCUGCCCAUCCACUUGCCUCAUUUCUAAUAAAUUUAAUUUUAUUAUUUCUCAAGUCACCCAUGAGUCCUUUUUCUAUAACAUGCAUAUGUAACUAAUAAGCAACUAUGGUACUUCAUAUUCCUACAUUUUUCUUACAACGUAAAAAGAUGGACGUACAUCUAUGUUACACAUAAUUAGUACUAACAAAACCAUCGAUCAGUCGCAGUAAAACCAAAAUAAAACAUUUAGUGUAAUUAAAUUAUCAUCCAUUUUGAUAACCUCAAAUGCUAGCUUAAGAUAUUAGAAUUUUGCAAGUGAAAAGUAUACAAAAUAAUAAAUAUAUAUUUUGAGAGUAGUAGUAGUAGUACGAUAUAUUAGUAAAUUUGUUUGCCUUCUAUAUAUGACCAUAAUAUUUUCACAUACAAAAAUCUCAGUUAAACAUAUAUUAAAUAAACACGAACGAGUCGAAAAUUCACUGGCCACGAUAUUCACGAAUUCUUUAGUUAGGGCUGAUACACAUGAUUAAUUUAUGAUGCUAUUUUCGUAAGACUUUAGUGAAAAGAUAAAGUUGUACUGUUAAAAUAUUUUAGGAAAUGAGUGAUUUUUAUAAGAAAAACAAAAAGAGAAUGCAAUGAGUGAUCGUUUUUCUGUAAAAAUCGACUGUUGUAAGUAAAAAUUAAAUUAGUUAACGAUCACUACACAUCUAAUAGAACAUGUUUUUCAUCAUUCACUCAUAAAUUUCUGCAUGUGUGUAACAUUUUUAUUAAUUUUUGAGAAAUUGAGAAAUUGAGAAAAUAUUAUAGAAGAUUGAUGUGGAUGGCCUCUACUUAAAAUUAUAAGAAUACUGUGGAAGGCCUCUACUGGAUGCAAAAUAAAGUAACUGAUUGUUAUCGAUAUGUUAAAUGGACAUGCUUGGAUUAUAAUGGUCUAAACUCUAAAGACUUAUUAUCUAAGCAUAAAAGGUUUGAGCCAAAAAACCAUAUAUAAUGAAGAAUUGUUUUUGUAAGAACACGUCCGUAAACAGUUUUCGUUAUUAGGAAUAAUUAAAAGAAAAAAAGACUAAACUAGAAGAGAAAGUUGACCCCAAAUUUUUUUGGAAGAGAUCAUUACAAUAUAAUUAGAGCUAUAGAAUAACCCAAAAUCCCAUUAAAAGAAGCAACCCAUUAGGGCUAAAAAUAAACUUUUCAAGUAUAUCAAUAAUUUAAUUUCUUUGAAAACAAAUUAAUAAGGCUGUCAAUUCUUUGUCACCGGAACAUGGUCUGAAAAAGCGAUUAGCUGGACCGAUCACAACCCAAUUCAUCCAUUUUCCUCGCGUAGGCAUACCUUUCGUCCAUUUAAAGUCAAUAAAAUCCAAAUAAAUUAAAUCUUUUACAGGGAUAAUCAAUAUAUUGUUAAAUCAGUUUGAGUAAGAAGAAGAAAAAGUGUAGUCCUAAAAUUAUAUAUACAUGACGUAUCUAUAUUUUUUAUCUCUACGUACAUGAAAUAAUCCAUAAUUUCAGAUUUUUAUAAUAUUUAAAGCUGGCAGACAGAGAGACCAUCACACUCCUCUCUUUCUUACAUUCCCACAACCUCCCAAACAAAGAGAAUUAGUGGAAAGUAUGAUUUGCAGAGGAAUCAUUCUCUUCCUCGUCCUCUCUCACUCACAACCCUACACACAUAUCAUAUAAUUUUAAAAGUACCAUAUAUAAAAUAUUUGUAAUAGAAAAACAAAGAAAUAACUAAAUAAACAAAACCCUUAUCUUCUUCAUGAGAAUCAUUUCCUCUCCACAAAACCAUGCCUUCUUAAAGCUCUCUUCAGUAACCCAUCCAUAUAUGGCCUCAUGCUGAGAUCAUAUGACCGAUUUGUUUCCUCUUGAACCCUCUCCGCUUUACGGCGUUUGCAGCAACGGCGGAGGCGGCUUCUUGGAGGCGGUGAUGAUGAGAGAAGCAACAAUAAACAAUCAAGAUUCUAGUGGAGAAGCAUGUUCCGUAUCCGAUCCAAUAGCAGCUUCUAAUGAAUAUUAUUAUAAUCCGGCCAACGAAGACGACGGAUCCGCCUCCAAGAACGACGUCGUUGCUUCUACUAACCUAGAAGACGGUAACAGAGACAAAUCUUGGCUCCGCUUAGGUGUAGGCCCUGAGAAAAACAACAACGGGACAUCAUCAUAUAAGCUCCAACGUUGUUGUAGCAAAAACGCAAGUGGAAGAGAAAAUUCGUUAGACCUCACUUUGUUUACCUCAUCCUCAACCGCGGCAGGAGCGGUUAGAAGUAAAGUAGAUCACCCGCAGCCGCAGCCGCCAUAUUCUCAUGAUGAGUUGCUCACGAUGCGUGGAGCGUCUUUGGUUUACAAUCACCAGUUAUUCCGGCCUCAAACGUUACUAAACCGCGGCUAUUCGUUUCCAUUUUCAAAACCAUGGAUACCUCAAUAUACGGCGCCAUUUAGACCUUCAUCAAUAGGAAUGAUGAGUGAGCGUAACGUUACUAUCAGUAAUAGCUUUACAAGGAGUUGGUGCGAGGAGGAGGGAGGAGCUGGACCAAGCUCGGAGUUUAGGGUUAUUGAUCCUCCAAAAAGACCACAUUCUGGUCUUUGGUUUCUUCUCCAAGCUUCGCAAUUUCAGGAAAAGGAACCGUUCUUACCUCAAGUAAACAAAAGCUACUUGAGAAUCAAAGAUGGGAGAAUCACGGUUAGAUUGCUAAUUAAGUACCUUAUGAAGAAGCUUCAGUUGGAUAGCGAGUCUGAGAUAGAAAUAAGAUGCAGAGGGCAACAAUUAUCGCCGUUGUUGACGAUGCAGCAUGUAAGAGAUACCAUAUGGAAUCCAAAAUCAUCAUUACCAUCAUCAUCUCCUUCUUUCACUUUGCUUCGGGAUUCAUCAACUAGUGAUCAUGUCAUGAUUUUGCAUUAUGGUAGGACUGCUUAAUGAUAAAUUUAUUUAAUAUUUUUUGCUUUCCGUGUAAUAUUUUUUGAUCAUUGUGUAUUUAUCAAGUUCUAAAUGUUCCUCUCUCUUUUUUUGUGGGGUUUUGAUAGUAUUUGAUAGUUCUCUUUU
This is a messenger RNA of Brassica rapa (field mustard), 4249 nucleotides long. RefSeq names its product protein LAX PANICLE 2. Gene Ontology annotation, biological process: multicellular organism development. The record is from RefSeq and is a predicted model, not a curated record. NCBI's taxonomy places the organism in Eukaryota, Viridiplantae, Streptophyta, Magnoliopsida, Brassicales, Brassicaceae.